Messenger RNA from Anguilla anguilla (European eel), 897 nucleotides. RefSeq names its product stabilizer of axonemal microtubules 1-like. Bases 37 to 897 code for a protein of 286 amino acids. Gene Ontology annotation, molecular function: microtubule binding. The transcript has 3 exons. Lineage: Eukaryota; Metazoa; Chordata; Actinopteri; Anguilliformes; Anguillidae. The record is from RefSeq and is a predicted model, not a curated record.
UUUGCUGACACUGUGACCGGAACAAACAGCAAAGCCAUGGCUAUUCAGAGCUUUAGCGUUGCCGGACCCUUCACGCCAGGCUAUGCCUUCCAGACUGUGACCCAAAAUCCUUACAAGGCCGGAGAGAGGAAGACUGCGGAGAGGAAGACCACAGGAACGAAGACCCCUGGGAGGAAGACUGCCGGAUACAGCCCACCCAGGGAUAUGUACACGACGUCCUACAGAGAGGAAUUCUGUAACUGGGAGGGUACGAAACGGAAACCCUUCAAGCCCUGUGACAACCUGAUGCGGAGCGAUGGUGCAUUCCAGGGCAUCACCACCUACCAGGUCGACUUCAGCUACAAGCGCUUGGCGGGCGGCCAGACCGACUACCGGCCGCAGGUCGCCAAGGCGCCCGAGCGCCAGUCAUUCCAGGGCCCCGCCCCUUACGCCGUGCAGCACAAGAUCAAGCCAAACCGUCCGUCCAGACUGCAGGGGGUCAUCUACGCCCCCAGCGCCGCUGCCCCGCUGGACUUAGGCUCCGCCCUCAGGGGACAGAGGGGGGAGGAGCCCAGCUCAGCCCCGCCCCCAAAGCCCGCGCGGGAGGCGGUCAGCAGCGCCUCCCGCCGCGCCUUCGCCCACUCCACCGAGUAUCAGGCCACCUUCCGGGCGUGGCCCACGCCGCCCGUCUACCAGCACGCGUACCCGGUCUACGACCCCCCCAGGGGGACCAUGGAUUUCCUCACCUCCUACGCCUGCGACUACCGGCCCUGGGGCGUGCAGACGCGCCCCCCCAUUCGCCAGCGGGAGGAGUUUGACAGGCCCACGGGGGCCUUCCAGCACACAACCACGUACCUGGCAGACUUCACGCCCAAGGUGGCCACGCCCACCCGCGCCAGGCCAGCGCAGAGGAGAUAG